AGUAGUGAGUGAGAAAAUGGCAAACGCCCUUGUUGAUUUUUUGUGGGCCUAAUUUUCCUACAUAUUUUCGGGGAACUAUCUUCCCCUUUUCGACCCUAUAUUAGUUCCUAGCUUUCACAAUGAGAUUCCAGGAGCAAUCUUAAUCUUUUCGAACUUGGACUUAAAGGUUUCUAACAGUACAAUGCGAUUCAAACAGACAAAACCCCAGCACCUGCGGAAGAAAGAGGGGCAUGAUGACUGCAAUGGAAGUGUGGAGGCAAAGUCGGCUUUCAUGGACAAUGAAGAUGCAGAAUGGGAUGGAUACGACUGCGUCGAUGGUGACAUGUCGCCACUGGACUGCAGCCGAGGGGGGCAGAGUAGCUCGGACAUCAAGGUCAAGAAAGCGUUCCAGCAAAAUGGCCACGAUGUGGUCAUGGAUUUAGCUCCUAUGCUAGAGUUGUACACAAAAGACGUCGUCAAAGACUCUAAGCCUCUACUUGGAGAAACCCCUGCUCCGGCAGCAGCUGAGAAUGAGGUCAUCAUUCAAGGACGACGCCCUAUAUUUUCUGAGUCAGAAGAAUCUAAUAUUGCCAUUCAGCUGAAACAGUGGAAGGAUCAGGGCAUGAAAUACACACGUCUGGAUGUGGUCAAAAUGGCCUCAGAAUAUGCUGUGCAGCUAGGUAAGCGACCCCAAGGGAGACCCUUAACCGUCAAGUGGUUUCGCAGUUUCCUCACUCGGCACCCAGAGUGCUACAUCAGAAAAUCACGCAAAGUCAAAACAGAGAGGCCUGAGAAGCAGCACUUUAAUCAGCUGGAUUCUGUCUUGUCCACUUAUAGCGUCAAAGAGAGCCCUCAUUGCAUUUUCAGCUUGAUGGAAUUGCCUCUGCCCAUGCUCCGGAAUGGAGAGCUGGCCAUCCCAGACUCCCUCAGCCCUGGCCUGCUUGCCGGCCUCAAUGGCUCCAAAAGCCAGCACAAGGUCAGUUUUGAGGGCGUGGUCCCCACCAGUGUUCUGUUUUGUGGGAGCGCAGCUGGACAGGCCCUCCCGCCAUUUCUGAUUUUUCCAGGGAAAACCUUGGACAAGUCCUGGAUGGCCGGAGUAACUCCAGGCACGGGAGGUGUUGCUUGUAGUUCUGGUCGUGCCACUUCAGAGGUUCUGAUUUCAUUCCUGCGCGAGCACUUUCUGUCGCAGGCACCGGGCCGCGCUGGAGACACUCUUGUCUUGCUUCUCGACGCAAACGUAGGCCGCUGUCUGAGCCAGGCCGUGCUUGACUUAGGAUCUGCCUUCAAGGUUGUCUUCGUUACAGCUCAGUCUUCUCUUAACUCCCAGCUGCAUCCGAUGGCUGUCGGCUGCUGCAACACCUUUCAACGCGAGCUUUGCUUUGAGCUAGAGAAGCCUCUCUAUGCAGCUCAAGCUCCGGCGAUCUCUUCUUCUUCUAUCUGCGAAUUUUUAUGCCGUCUUUAUCACCGCAACAUGUCAGCAGAGAACCUGCACUCCACUUUCCGAAAGGCUGGCAUCUUUCCUUUCAACCCCUCUAUCUGCCGCAAGCGCUACGGAUCAGCUGUAGUGCGUCCAAGUACAAAAGGCGGGCAGGCCAGUAAGCAUGCAGCAGCUGCUGACAGUGGCCAGAUGAAGCAAGAGGGCUGCGAGAAAGGGCUGGGCGAAGAAGACUACGAAGCUGAGGCUUUCAUGGAUGAUGAUGGGGAUGUGCAGUAGCUCAAGCGUUUUGGCUUCCUGUAGUUGAGUGACUAUAGGUUAAUGUUUCCACAUUGCUCCUAUUUGAAUAGUAUUCUCUCUUUAUGUUUAAGCACUCUUUACUGGCUCUCCACUGUCGAAAAAUGUCAUACUGACUCUUUGUGUCAAGAAUGCAACGAAGGUUAUGUACUGAUGUCCAUAUCUUUUAGAAGCAUGGACCUGCAAAAAUGCAGAAAAUAUGACAUUCUCGAUAGUGGUAAUAAUGUAAUGAUACAUACAGAAUAAAUAUUGGUGCUUUUUUGUCCCAGCUUUUAAUUUUAAUGUUACCGAAGAGAUUAAAUAACAAUAUAGCUAGUAUUAUAGUAUUAUACAUGUAAUAUAUAAUUAAAGUAGGUAUAACUAACUAGCUAUUUUUCAUGGAGAUUGUUUAACGAAAUACUCAAGCUUUAUCUGCUGUGUAUAUUUUUGUUCCAGUUUAAAAGCACUGUGUGUGCAAGACUUUCUGAGUCUAUGAAAGUUAGUGUUCUUGGUAGUGAGUCAUUUGUUUUAGUUUUAUUCUUAAUUGUUUUGGGUUACAGAUAUAUGAAGCCAACUGGAACAGAAAAUGAUGGAAUAUUGUUGCAUUUAUAUGAAGCUGACAGUAUUUCAUUUUUUGGAUUGUUAGUGGGUAUAAAUAGUCACUAAAUUUGUACCUGUGCCCUCAUUUCUUUUAGUACCAAGUUCCCCACUUGGAACACAUGACAUGAGUCAUUUCAUUAGCUUCAGUGCUACUUGUAAACUUACCUUUUCGUUUUAAGGUUUCAAAGUUUGCAUCACUGCAUAUUUUUAAAGAUUGGAAAAUUUUCCAUGCCUUUUUAGUUUUCAAGAGUUACAUAGAGAAAAAAAA
Molecule: messenger RNA, 2558 nt
Organism: Aplysia californica (California sea hare)
Lineage: Eukaryota; Metazoa; Mollusca; Gastropoda; Aplysiida; Aplysiidae
Exons: 2
Coding region: 182-1693 (503 amino acids)
Molecular function (GO): nucleic acid binding
Source: RefSeq, a predicted model, not a curated record